Molecule: messenger RNA, 747 nt
Organism: Megalobrama amblycephala (Wuchang bream)
Lineage: Eukaryota; Metazoa; Chordata; Actinopteri; Cypriniformes; Xenocyprididae
Product: E3 SUMO-protein ligase ZBED1-like
Exons: 2
Coding region: 18-554 (178 amino acids)
Molecular function (GO): protein dimerization activity
Source: RefSeq, a predicted model, not a curated record
UCCAGAGGGUUAAGUCGAUGCUCUUCUUGUCGCCUUCAGAAGUGCAGGAGACGUAUGCCAUGGUUGUGUCCAAGGCUGCUGCCCUGAUGGGGAAUGCAGAUGUGGGAAUGCAGUCUGAUGGUAAUGUAGAGGAGGGAGGAAGCACUGAAGAGAGUGGUCCUGCUGAUGACACCAGUGAUGAGGACCGACCACCACACACACCAAAAAAAAGGAGAUCCGCACUUGCAAACCUCCUUGGACAAACAUUCCAGCAUGCCAGAUCUUACCUGACCCCAUCAUCAUCACCUAACUCCAAGGCUAAAAAGGAGGUUCAGCAAUAUCAAGAAUCCUCACCUCUACCACUGUCAGAUGAGCCGUUGGGUUGGUGGAAAUCUGAGGCAUGCAAGUACCCACACCUUGCCAAGCUGGCCCAGAGGUACCUGUGUGUGCCAGGGACUAGCGUGCCAUCAGAGAGAAUCUUUUCUACCACCGGUGACAUAAUCUCUGCUCAGAGGUGUGCUCUUACAUCUGAGCAUGCUGAUCAGUUAGUUUUCCUCAAGAAGAAUAUGCCUUGAUGUGUCCACCGUUUACAGUAACUUACUACUGACGUUUCAGUAUUAUGGUUUACACAUGUUAAUGUUCAUGUUGUUUUGUAAUGUUCAUGCACUUUUAUCUGUCUAGAUGUACAGUGUUUACAUUUAAGACCAGGAGGCAGUGAGUUAUUAUGCAAAUGCAUAUUUCUUUGCACAAUGUUGGAAAUGUUGGCAU